Messenger RNA from Colletotrichum aenigma, 546 nucleotides. RefSeq lists its product as uncharacterized. The transcript has a single exon. Lineage: Eukaryota; Fungi; Ascomycota; Sordariomycetes; Glomerellales; Glomerellaceae. Bases 1 to 546 code for a protein of 181 amino acids. The record is from RefSeq and is a predicted model, not a curated record.
AUGACGUUCAUCCACAGACUGCCACUGCGCAUUGUUUCUAGCAUCUUGGACCAGCUAGACACCAUUGCAGAGCUUGACAUUGCUAUUCGAAGCCACCGCAUAUUCUACAACUCUUUCAAAUGCAAUGCUCAGACAAUAUGUCGCAGCAUUCUAUCAAGCCAAAUACCACCCGACUUGUUUCCGUACGCGAACGCACUCCUCGAAUCAAAUGUAGUCGACCCAAGCAACCAUGAUUCCGUCAAAGAUCUUCUUCGACGACUGGAAUCUCGCAUCAAGAACGAUCCUAAAUCUUUGGAACAUUUCCCCGUUACUGCGUAUGCUGCUCUCAGCCGUGCUUUGGCAGCUAUCGAAAUCUUGAGAGAGGAUUUGGUCUCGGAGGCGCUUCCCCUGUUCAAGAGUAGCUUCGAGGCAGACCAUGCGUCAGGGGCAUCGCAGCAGGAAAUCUUCCGGCUCAAUAGAGCUUUCAUGAGAUACCAGAUCAUGUGCAACCUAUUCUGCACCCCCUAUGACGUGGGCAGUCGCCUUAUUGACGAAUAUAUCACAUGA